CUUCACCAUACGUAAGCGAGUAGCACCGUUUGAACGCUCCGUUGGCUGGGGCAGAUCAUAUGCAUUCACCCCACCGAGGCUCCGGCCUCCCCUUGCACCUUAAUCGGGACAUGCAGGGGUCCAGCGUCAUGCCGCUGGUUACUUUCGGGCUAUCGGUGCGAGCAAACUCUCCCUUCCAACUUCUUGAGCCCCCUGUGCAACCUCCGCAAUUACAACGCCUCCGCCCGCGCGAUCCGUAUAUAUCCCCGAAGCCGAAGUGGUCGUCCAUACAUCGCUUACACAUGUCUUUGCGUUCUUUUGAGUCUGUCAAUUGCUUUUCGAUCGCAACACGUCCCUCAUUCCUUCCGUUCGCCAUUUCCACGACGCAUCAACCAAACCCGACAGUUUGAAGCGACAGAUGGCCGUGCUGCUGCUUGCAGGUGCCUUGUCUAUACUUGCCCGGUCGCUAGAUGGAGCCAGUCGUGUUUGACCAGUCGCCGCUCGCCGAGUACCUUCGUGACGAAGGCGAAGACGAGAAGGUGGGAUGGGCGCACGACGACUCAACUUACGAUGCAUCGCCUCCCUCGAGCCCCGAAUUCGCACCAACGGGUCGGCCGAUGGUCAGAUCGAGAUUCCGCAACAAUUCCCUCCGAGUCGACAUACCUACGAAGGCGGCCUCUGAUAAGUCAUACCGAAAAAGUUAUUCGACUGCGGUAGCGUCCAGGAUUGACCGAGCCGACAACUCCAAAUUCCUUGAGCAAUUUCGCUAUACUAUUAUCGCAUCCCAGCUAUUGAGUGGGCACUCCAUAUUAUCCCAGCACAAUGCAUCAUCCCGGUCCGCCAGUGCUGCCAUUGACGGAAAUCCAACUGACAAGCUGCUCGACUCGACCGGCGCGGUCGUCGUCGUCUUGGGUGCAUUGGCUCUGGCUGUUUCUAUCAACUGGCUCGCGGGGGCAGGACCAUUGAACAAGAGAAGGACUGCUAUAAUUUUGCUGGUAGUUGUGAUCACCGCAGGGAUCGCCCAUGUGUUCGCCCGGAGACAAUGGCUGAGGUACAGGCGGCUGCAGGCACUUUCAGAGGUCACUGCGUUUGUUUCAAACUCCCAGGAAUUCGACAGUGCAACUGGUGCAGCCAUUGCGCUGGUACAAGAGGUGGAACUUGUUUCCAGAGGUUACCGUCUGAGUGCGCCACUUCCACCUAUCAGCCGUAUAGAGGAUCGCUCACAGACGCGCAAGUGCGUGCGGCUGCGCAGGGCCCUCAGGGCGUGCUUUGCCGAUGUCAUUCCCGCAUACGACCAGACCGUUGCGGUAGUUAAAGGCUUCUCGGAACAACUUGAUUUAGAGAAAUAUUACGACAUUUACGACAUCAGCGACUUCGACAUGUCCGAUGCUAGGCUGGGCUUCCAGGAGAAUGAGUUUGAGGAUAACGAAUCACUUCGGACGCUCAAGGUUCUUGCUGCACGGUUUCACACCAUUCGCAAGAUGUUCUUGUGUGCGCUCCUGGCCCUGGACGCAAGCGGCGACAGCAGAGACCUCUUGAAAUGGACAACAACGAUGGAGGCGGUUCGCGCUCUCAACACGGUCACUCAAAAAGCGUUCGAGAGUCUGAGAAGACUUUUGAGCGAUGAGGAGUCUUUCCCGCCGCCGCCGACUCCAAAGGUACCCCUGACGCCCGGCCGAGAGAGAUGGAGAUCGCAAUUACGGAAACUUAACUCCCUAUCCAGCGGGAUUCGCGGCUUGCAAGCCAAGCUGACUUUGUUGAGAGAAGAGUCUGAUCGUAGCCUCAACGAGUCCGACGACAUUUCUGAGCUCGGCUCCAGUCUGAUGCUGCAAUACGAGUCUAUCGGGGCGGAUUUGAAAAUCCUGAUGCAGGCCUGGGAAGAGGGCAAAGCAGCUCUCGCCAUGGGUAUCGACCGGAACGAGAGGAGAUUGUCUUCGAUGAGCACACUGCUCUCUCCAACCAGCUCACUCAGCGGCCUGACGACAGUCGAGGAAGGGGGGGCAGCCGAAGCUCUUAAGGCGUUGAAUGGAGAGUCGCCCUCCAGCACAGACUUCGGCAGCACAGGGGAACCCGACAUGGAAGAGGUCUUUGAGGCUGUCGCCCAGCCUAGGCCUCGCAGCCUAUUGACCAGAGAGGAGCGCAUCAUCAAGAUGCGAGAAGAUCGAGAGAAGCGAGAGAUCGCCAAAGAAAAGGCCGACGCUAACAAGGGUAUGAUGAAGGAGCUCGAGAUGGUCAUCAACCUCCGGCCCCGCCCGCGGACUGGGCCGAAUCCGUCGCGCGUCGUUUCAAUGUGACGAGGACACGACAUUUGAUGAUGGACACGGCGUUUGUGGAAAGGGGCUCAAGGACACACGGGCGGAAGUUAUCGUUCGUCGGAUUGCUCAAUUGUAUUUAUGAUGACACCGAUACGCACCAUGGUCGUUUGGUGCAGGUUCCAAUUUGGGCCGGAGGAGGCUUGUACAGACCAUUGCUAGUUCUCUAACUGAAUAAGAAAAAAACAAUUGGAAAAGAAAAGCAAAAUGUUUAAUCAUUUGUUUACUUGUCUUUGUUUACAUUGGAACUUGCCACACAUUCAAUUCGAUGCUAUGCAUAGG
Molecule: messenger RNA, 2573 nt
Organism: Colletotrichum navitas
Lineage: Eukaryota; Fungi; Ascomycota; Sordariomycetes; Glomerellales; Glomerellaceae
Product: Mysoin-binding motif of peroxisomes-domain-containing protein
Exons: 6
Coding region: 450-2273 (607 amino acids)
Biological process (GO): cell-cell adhesion
Cellular component (GO): plasma membrane
Molecular function (GO): myosin binding
Source: RefSeq, a predicted model, not a curated record